AUCUGAAAGUAGAUCAUCAUGGCGAGCCCAAGGAGACACACAGAUGACUGGGUUCUGCAACCUUUCUCCAAUAAGCCACCGAAGAGUCAACCACAUGUACUCUCUCCCUGUCUAUGGACCCUUCUCCUCUUCUUGCUCAUGGGGCAAGGAGCCUCUGAAAAGGACUCAGCCUCAACAGUGGUGAAAGGCAUUCUAGGGGAUUCAGUGAUUCUCUCCCUGAACAUUUCAGUGGAUGCAGAAGUUGAGCACAUCACCUGGAGUGGUCCCAAAGAUGCUAUUGCUGUAGCAUUCCCAAGUGGAAAGAUUUUGUUGUUAGACAAAAGCUACCAAGGGCGAAUAGACAUCCCAGAAAACAACUCUUUGUCUAUUAACAAGCUGACUCUGAAAGAUGCUGGUUCAUACAAAGCCCGGAUAAACCAAAAGGGAUCUGAAGACAUCAAUGAGAGAUUCAUCUUAUAUAUCUAUGAACAGCUGCAGGAGCCCCAAGUCACCAUACAGUCUGUGAACGUGUCUGAGAAUGCCUCCUGUACCAUCACCCUGGUAUGCUCUGUGGAGGGGGCAGGGGGAGAUGUUCAAUACAAAUGGACUUCGAGGGACCCUAGUGCUUCUGAAUCCUGGGGGGACCCUACUCUCAUCGUCUCCUGGUUGCCCUGUGAUGCAGACCUACCAUACACCUGCACAGCCAAGAACCCGGUCAGCCAGAGCAGCUCCUACCCUGUCCAUGUCUCGCAGUUCUGCACAGAUCUAGGAGCCUCCCGAGGAGGAUCAAUGGGGGAGACGGUGCUAGGGGUCCUGGGGGAGUCCAUCACCCUGUCCCUGGCACUCCUGGACAGUCAGCACAUAGACAAUGUUGUCUGGAUGUUUAACACGUCUAUUAUCAGCAAAGAGUGGAGAGAAGAAGGAAUAGCCAAUCAACUCAUUGAGUUCAAGAAUCCGGAUCAGAACACAGUGUGGGUCUCAAGCCAAGACUACUCUCUAAAGAUUAUCCAGCUGAAGAUGGAGCAUGCUGGCCUCUACCGUGCCUACAUGUGCUCAAAUGCCAGAAUUGCCAGCGUGAAGCACAUCAAUCUGCGCAUCUACCGACCUGAGAGAAGCACAGAGUUUUGGAUCGGGCUCUCCCUGGUGGUUCUUAUCAUCCUUCUGGGCUUUGGGAUCUCUGGCUGGUGCUUUUGGAAGCAAAAAAGACAAUGUUCAGCCGCAGCUUUCAGUUCCAGUCAAGCUGAGACGUCAGUUGACACACCAGAGCCCACACCAUACUUUGCGCUUUCCCAAAAGUGUGCGAAGCUGGACACUUUCCUUAAGACUGCCAGGCAUGCCUCCGACAGCAGCUCUGACAGCAAUGGAACAACUGAGGAGGAUGAGGAGAGGACAGGGAUGCACCAGCCCAUCAAUGGAAGAGACCAGGUGUGUGACUCGGUCACUCGGGAGGACGCCGGACUUGACUCGGACUCUGAGGACCAAGCAGAGUGUGAUCUCGUCACUCCAGAUAACAUGGCACCAGCCCUUGUGGUUGAAGGGGAAACAGUGUACACACAAGUGUUCCUUAACUUGCAGGGAAAGACUCCAGUUCCUCAGAAGAAAGAGAAUUCAGCCACAGUCUACUGCUCUAUACAGAAACCUCAGAAGGUUGUGCCACCACCACAACAGAAUGACCUUGAGUCUCCUGAAAUACCUACCUAUGAAAAUGUCCCCUGAAAAGAAAAGCAGCUACCUCCCUCAGUGAGGUUGGAGAGGCUGCUAGACCUAAUAAGGCCCGGGUCCCUACAGACAGAAGAACUUCAGAAUUUCCUUCAUUGUCCCAGAUACGCCUGGAUUUGGGCCUCCUCUUUUUCUCACACCUCAUGACUUCCCAAAUCCAUCAACAGAUCAGACAGCCUCUGGGCUCCGUUCGUCUCCUUCUAUGCUCAUAUUGUACAACCUCUCAGCUCAGAUGCAUGCCUCAAAACUCUUCCAAGGCUUGUCAUGUCGUCAAAGAGGACCAGGAUCUCCACGUGGUCCUAUAAACAGCUGCUAAGAUAAAUCUAACAGAUAAUCUCUCUUAUGAACUCAAAGAUCUAGGUGAAAUCAUGACCACUGUAGUAUUUUUUUAAAUAAAAGAAUAGAAAUAACCUAAGGGUCCAUUUAGUAGGAAUCUGAUUAAACACAUGAAAGUGUAUCCAAGCAAUGGCAAGGCCUGCCACUUUUUUAAAGAAGGAAAGUAGAGACUAACAUGUGUUAAUAAGAAGGAGCUCUAAGAUACGUCAUUUGAUGGACAGAACAAAGUCCUAGAAAGUGUGUAUCAUAUGUCACCAGUUGAAUAAAAAAGAAAUAGAUA
Messenger RNA from Cervus elaphus (red deer), 2314 nucleotides. Its product is annotated as T-lymphocyte surface antigen Ly-9-like. Gene Ontology annotation, cellular component: external side of plasma membrane. Lineage: Eukaryota; Metazoa; Chordata; Mammalia; Artiodactyla; Cervidae. The coding region runs from base 19 to 1695 and encodes 558 amino acids. The record is from RefSeq and is a predicted model, not a curated record. The transcript is spliced from 9 exons. Gene Ontology annotation, biological process: T cell activation.